CGUAUGACCUCUUUUAUUUCCCGACACAGAUCCUUGCCCAGAGGAAGACGGCUGAUAUUUUGUUCGUCCAUCGUUGUGCCCCAAGGACACAAGAAGAGAAGGGAGGGGAGGAUUUAACUAAAUAUUUCUAUGAGCUGUAUUUAAGUGCUGAUAAAUAUGUUCAGAAUUGAAAACAGUCUUCACGAUGUAUAAAUGCCAGGCCUCAGUUACCCAGGCAUCCAGCGCAUGACAGUGAAGCAUAACUUCCACAGCUUUGAUGAUUGUUGCCUUUACCUAUAAUACUCAAGUUUGUUGUAAGUUAAGUUACAUGUAACUUCCAUAAAAUAUUUACAUGACCUGGCUCCAUGUCUGUUAUUUUUUAUAUAAAUAUUUAGCCAGGCUACCUUCAAUCUCAUAUUUAAAUACUUCAAUACUUAUUCGCCCACGCGUUCGACUCAACAACACUAGAAUUUCACAUACUAAAAGGUAGAGAAUUAUUUUACAGAGUGCGGAAGAGUGUUGACCCCCUAGCACACUUAAAUAUCAUUAUCAACAUGGUAUCCUUCCAAAUCCUCUCCGACCUCCAUCUCGAAUCCCCCACUGCCUACGACAUCUUCAAGACUCGGCAAAUUCAUCUUCCUAGACCAAACGCGCUACGACGACGUUUCGGAAGACCUGACUGUGCUCGGCUGCACGCUCCACUCGCGUGUCUCCGCCGAGCAGGAGGAGAGCGUCAGUUUCAGCCUAAAUGACUUUUAUGACAUUGACAGCUGGACCAUCGCGGACCAUAACAGUGCCCACGCUGCGGAUCUGGCGUUGGCUGAAUAAUGACCAGGUUGCGAGCAUCUCUGCUGCGGAGCCGGGGAAGAGGAUUGUGAUUUUCACACAUCGUAAAUAGCCCAAUCGUGCGGGAUGGAUGGCAGAGCGGUGGACCCGGCGCAUUUAUCAUCCUCGGACUGUAGAUUGGCGUUUCAGGGGAUAUUCAGCAUCUUCAUCUCUCUCGUUUUAUUCGUAUCAACACUAUCAGUUGUAUGUUGUAUAGAUCACAACCCGAGUGUGAUGUGCCAAAGCUUGUCUUUCUUUACUACAUUUGCGUCACCGACACUAAAUAUUAAAUAUAUUAUUAAUAAUAACGACCAUCCAGUUGGCACUAUAUUUAAAUACA
Molecule: messenger RNA, 1144 nt
Organism: Blastomyces dermatitidis ER-3
Lineage: Eukaryota; Fungi; Ascomycota; Eurotiomycetes; Onygenales; Ajellomycetaceae
Product: Ser/Thr protein phosphatase
Exons: 1
Coding region: 534-731 (65 amino acids)
Source: RefSeq, a predicted model, not a curated record